Molecule: messenger RNA, 2346 nt
Organism: Megalops cyprinoides (Indo-Pacific tarpon)
Lineage: Eukaryota; Metazoa; Chordata; Actinopteri; Elopiformes; Megalopidae
Gene: c1h6orf120
Product: chromosome 1 C6orf120 homolog
Exons: 2
Coding region: 542-1099 (185 amino acids)
Source: RefSeq, a predicted model, not a curated record
AAGGGAGGUUAAUAGCUAGCUACAUCGGGUUAGCAUUCAGUUGUGCCCAUUUUUUAAAAUCGUGCACCAUAUCGUUUCACUUUCUCGCGACAAAGGCCAGUGUCCGCUUUGGGUGUCAGCAAGAUUUCAAUAAGAUGACAAGAUAAUACUUGAAAAUCCUAGCUAGCUGGCUAGCUAACUUUGUCUCCGGAUGCCAAACAUCUAAGACAGGCCCUGGCAGUUAGCUAGCUCGCGAAGGUGUGGUAAGCUCUUGUGGAAGAUGAAUGCUGUCCGAGGUAGCUAACGUAAGUUAGCUAACGCGCUUGCUGUCAACCUUUAUCAGACCAAAGCAACAUUUGUCUUGCCUUGGCCGUGAAAGACGGGGUCGUCACACAAAGAUUUGCAUGCACACAGAAAAAGACAGAUGUCGCUGGUUGGUUCGCUGCCAGUUAAGUUCGCCGAUGAGCUGUUACGAUUUCAGCAGCUAGCCGGCUGGUUGGCUAGACUAUCCAUGAAUGACAGUAGGAGGGCGUCUUUGAGUUGUUGACAGGUUUCAGUAAACAUGGCACUGCACUGGAGAACCUUGUCUGUGGUGCUCCUCCUGUCUCAAGCCUUGACCUUUCUGCAUACCCUAGAUGAAGAUAGAAUCCCAGAGGAAUGGGUCCUUCUCCAUGUGGUGCAAGGGCACAUUGGGGCUGGGAACUACAGCUACCUGAGGUUGAACCAUGAUGGCAACAUCAUCCUACACAUGCAGAGCCUCAAAGGGGAUGCAGAUCUCUAUGUCUCUGACAAAACCCUGCGCCCCAGCUUUGACACAUACAAGCUGCAGUCAGUCACAUGUGGCCAGGAUGUGGUAGUAGUGCCAGUGGACUUCAUGCGUCCUGUGGGCAUUGGGAUCUAUGGGCACCCAUCUCACCAAGAAAGCGAGUUUGAAAUGAAGGUGUUCUAUGAUCAGACAGUCCCCGAGGACCCUUUUGAUAAGAGUGUGUACUUCUCUGAAGAGGGGGACAAACAGAAGAGGCAUCCUCAUGUGUCUGAGGAAGAAUUUCAGGAAGAGGAGUCUGUCUUAUGGACCAUUCUGAUUGGGAUUUUGAAGAUAGUGCUUGAAAUUUUGUUUUGAGAACUUUCUCUUGACAUCUAGUGGCCCUGUAAGCUGCGGCCUCAGUCAAACUGAAUUGUGCACCGUGACCUUGACAUUGAGUCAGAAAUGCAAGGACCAAAUACAGACAAAAGAACAUUUUUGGAAUUAAAUGUUACGAUGGAAUGAAAUGAGAAGAUAUUUUGAGAACUGAAUGACAGAUAGGACAUUUGAGAAUCGGCAACUGAAUAUGCCUGGGUCCUCUCCUCUCACACAUUAAGCAACCAUGCUAUUCAAAAUAGCCUAAAAAGCUACUAUGGCCUGCCUUUCUCAAUCAACUACCCACUCUGUUUUAUUACUACCUACCAGUGGUCUUAGUACUGUAUAUUCAGUUGUCAUGCUGUAUGUCUAAACCACACCCCAAGGUCUGUACUAUGCAAAAAUAUUAUCACUAAAGAGGGGGGAGACAUGUUUCAGUGCCUUUGAUCAAUUUAUUUAAAGUGAAUGUGUUUUUUACCAUCACAUACAAAUGGUUAUUUAAAGGUGUCUAGAAAACACAGAAGUUUUAACGUACAGGAUUCCAGCGUAACAUGAGGAUGUGGCCUGUGAGAUUAUCAUAGAGAAUCACCUUGUCCUCAAACGUUAGCCAGGUUUACAGCAACAUUACUGAGGCUUCUAGAUAUUGUUUGAAGCCAUUAAAGUUCCAAAUGCUUAGCCUGUCAUAUUACAUACAUCAUAGGAAUAUAAGGUUUGAGACUGACCAGUGAUGCUGUGAUAUGCACUGAGGCCACUGUCCUCUUUAUUUAGUAAAUGAAGGCCAUGUAUUUUUAAAAGCUUAAAAGCUUUCUGCACUAUUCAUUAAUGCCACAGGUGACCUGCUAACAAAGAAUUCUGUGUUCAUACAAGAAUGGUUGACAAAAGCAUGUGCUGAGAAUGGUGCCAACCCUGAGGGUGGGAGAAGUAAUUUUUUCCCAAAGUGGACUUCACCAGCCCCCACCACCACCAUCAUAUAAUCCCAUAGUCUGGAAGAGUGAAGGGUUUGUCUACUAGCCCAACAGGUCACAGCCACCUCUACGAGCCUUCACUGAUCUAUGGAUGCACUGCCAGUAUAAGUCUGCUUCUGCCUCCACUGAUUCACUUCCAUAACAAAACUCAGUAGCCUUUAAGGCUCUACUGGGCUGUCAUCAUAUGAACCACUUAUCCAUAGACAUUGAUUAUUAAAGUAAGGGUGCAGCAGUUCUCUUUUAUGAAGCCUGAAAUUUAUAAUUAAUUUGAAGUUUAUUUCUAUC